CUAAAUCUAUAGCCCCAAGUGGCUAUCCAUAAAAGCAACAACCCUUGCAGUCCCAAGAAUGGCCAUGGUUGUAGCUACCACCACCAGUUGUGUAAGUUGGAACUCCCUUGACAAAAUUGAAAACAAUUACACCAACAAUGGCAGAGGCAGAGGCAGAUCCGAAGGAAGAAAAUGAGAGUAGCUACCAGAGGUACAAAAUCCUCAUUUCAAGCCUUCCAAAAGACGAAGGUUGGGCAUUUGAGAAUUAUUUCUGCCAUUACCAAGGCUUCUGGUAUCCAGACACAUAUUGCCCAGGAGUACUCGCAGUCCAAGACCACUUCAAGGCUCGCUCAAGCGACAUUAUCGUUGCAACCACCCCAAAAUCAGGCACUACAUGGAUCAAAGCCCUUCUCUUCGCCGCUGUUAACCGCGGUAUGUACCCACCCACCUACAAUCAUCAUCCCUACAUGAUCGAUUCUAGUUCCCGGAUUGUUUAUCUUUACCGGAAUCCAAAAGAUGUGUUUGUUUCCAUGUGGCAUUUUAAUAACAAGAUCAGAGCCACGGUCUCAAAGCCACCUUUGAGUGCCAUGGAAGCAUUUGAGAGGUUCUGCAAGGGGGUUUCCCAAUUUGGGCCUUUCUGGGAUCAUGUGUUGGUUUACUGGAGAGCUAGUCUGGAAAGGCCUCAACAAGUGUUGUUCAUCAACUAUGAAAAGUUACAAGCAGACCCAGGUGGUGUUUUGAAAAGAGUAGCUCAUUUUGUGGGAUUCCCUUUCACGUCUGAGGAAGAAAAAGAGCAAGGAUUGGUUGAUAAGAUCUUGAGGUUGUGCAGCUUUGAGAAUUUGAGUAGUCUUGAGGUGAACAAGACUGGAAAAAUCCCUGAGGGUCUUGGAUAUGGGGCUUUCUUUAGAAAAGGUAAGGUUGGGGACUGGGCAAACUAUCUUACAUCUGAGAUGAUUGAACGAAUUGACCAGAUCACAGAAGAGAAGUUCCAUGGUCAUGGCCUCAAGUUCUGAUAAGUGUAAAUUCUGAAGAGAUGAAAAUCUCCUUUUACAUGGUUUGCAGUU
Macadamia integrifolia is the source of this 1043-nucleotide messenger RNA. RefSeq names its product cytosolic sulfotransferase 6-like. The coding region runs from base 138 to 992 and encodes 284 amino acids. Gene Ontology annotation, biological process: sulfation. The transcript has 2 exons. NCBI's taxonomy places the organism in Eukaryota, Viridiplantae, Streptophyta, Magnoliopsida, Proteales, Proteaceae. Gene Ontology annotation, molecular function: sulfotransferase activity. Gene Ontology annotation, cellular component: cytoplasm. The record is from RefSeq and is a predicted model, not a curated record.